GCUCCCGAGGGUUGGCAGCUCCAGGCUGCGGGACGUUUCUCUGGGGAGGUCCGGCAGAGCCGAGCCGAGCCGUGCGGGGCCAGCCGGACAUGCUGACCUGGCCCGGCUGAGGCAGCCCCAGCCCCGCUGCCGGGAAUCGCAGCGUGUCCCGGGCUGGAAGCGAGCCGCGAGGAGCAUCAGCCCAGCCCGAGCCCCGGCACGGCGCCCACCCGGCAUGGAGCCCGCUCCCGAGGGGAAGAGGAAUAGUUUCCCCAGCAUGAACUUUGAAGCAGAGAUUCUGACAACACCACACGAUAAUUCAGAGCUCUACAUGAUCCCUUCCAUGAGGAGCCUCACGGCUGAGGAGUAUGUGGAGGCCUUUAAGUCAUUCUUGGAGCACUCAACAGAGCACCAGUGCAUGGAUGAGUUCAACAAGGAACAAAUGCCCACCAUCGUGGCUGGUCUGGGUGCUGGAAAAUCGACCCUCAGCGUUCUGGGAGUUGGGAGUGGCACAGGUGAGCAGGAUUUGAAAAUGAUCAGGAUACUGCAGGCUGUGCACCCAGGGGUCUUUAUUGACAAUGAGAUUGUGGAGCCCAACCCACAGCACGUGGCAGCUUACAAAGAGCUGGUGAAUCAAGCCCCAGACCUGCAGAAUGUUUCUUUUAUUUGGCACCAGCUCACUUCCUUGGAGUAUGAACAGCAGGUGAAGGAGAGAGGCACACAUAAGAAAUUUGACUUCAUCCAUAUGAUCCAGAUGCUGUAUCGUGUGGAGGAUAUUCCCAGUACUAUAAAGUUUUUCCACAGCUGCCUCGACCAUCAUGGUAAACUCCUGAUCAUAAUUUUAUCAGACACCAGCGGCUGGGCCAGCCUGUGGAGGAAGCACAGGGACUGCCUGCCCGCCACCGACAGCGGCCACUACAUCACCUGCAGCGGCAUCACGGAGGUGCUGCAGAGGCUGGGGGUGCAGCACCGCGUCUACGAGCUGCCGUCGGGCUGGGACAUCACCGAGUGCUUCACCGAGGGCGACGCGGUGGGCGGCCGCAUGCUGGAUUUCCUGACGGGCACCAAGAACUUCCUGGGCACGGCCCCGGCGGCGCUGCGGCGGCGGCUGCGGGAGGCCCUGUGCCAGCCCGAGUGCAGCAGCACCAGGGACGGCAGGGUCAUCUUCAGCAACAACCUCAGCAUGAUCGUCGUGGACUCCUAGAGCCCGCAACCCAC
Messenger RNA from Onychostruthus taczanowskii (white-rumped snowfinch), 1197 nucleotides. Its product is annotated as carnosine N-methyltransferase 2-like. The record is from RefSeq and is a predicted model, not a curated record. The transcript is spliced from 9 exons. NCBI's taxonomy places the organism in Eukaryota, Metazoa, Chordata, Aves, Passeriformes, Passeridae. Gene Ontology annotation, molecular function: N-methyltransferase activity. Bases 215 to 1183 code for a protein of 322 amino acids.